UUUGGAAUACUGCGGCUUUAAUCUUUCAAGUGCAACGGCCAUACUUCUACCAUAUCAAUUACAAAACAUACACCAUGAACUCACCCAACCCCAACUCUCAACCUCAGGAAGCGGAAGAAAAGAAACACCAACAGUCUUACUAUGACUGGCUUCGUGAACAGUACAAUAUCCAAUACGAGAAAUGGUAUCCCUGGAUCGAAGAUCAGUACCUGAAGUGGUUUGGGAAGGGCGAUAACAAAGCUUCCUAUGUUACUAAGGACACUCUCAACAACACCAAGGCCAGCGGAUUGGAACAGGUUGAUCAACUACAAGACGACGUACAUAAUCUAGUUGGAAAUCAACUCGGCGAUAAUGGAUUGCUUUCGCCUGUUGGCAAGAUGGUUUCUAAAGAGGGAAUUAAUCGAGGUGAGAGAAAGGGGAAGGAUGAAGAGGGGAGAUAUGGAUUUGGGGGUUUGGGGAUUGCAGGGAAAUGAUCCACGGUUAUAGGAUAAUGAACGGUGAAAGAGGAAUUGUAUGAUAUUACUAUGGGUGGUAUAUCGUUGUUUCGUUUCGGUUUAGUUUAUC
This is a messenger RNA of Aspergillus pseudotamarii, 564 nucleotides long. RefSeq lists its product as uncharacterized. The transcript has 2 exons. The record is from RefSeq and is a predicted model, not a curated record. The coding region runs from base 75 to 473 and encodes 132 amino acids. Lineage: Eukaryota; Fungi; Ascomycota; Eurotiomycetes; Eurotiales; Aspergillaceae.